AUGGAGUCCAUGAAGCGGUCGCCGACGUUCCUGGUGGGUACUGUGCAGCAGAAAGACAUCCUCGGAGAGUUUCAAAAAAGAGAACAGCACUACACCGAGGAGUACUCCAAGAACAAACCCUUGUGUUUCAGUGCUCGGGCUUUCCAGCAGCCGCAUCCAGCAAAAGUCCGAAUGGGCUACAAGGAUGCUGAUGCCACACUGACUUCUCCUAUGUUAUUGGGUGUUUGUGAUGGAGUAUCGCAGCUUGAGGAGUUUCAGAUGGACCCUUCGCUGCUCCCAAACGAGCUGUUGCGAACGUGCGAGGAGCUUGCGAUGCUGCAGCUUAUGCCCGACACGAAUAUCGCGCCACAAGACCAGUACAGAGGUCCCAUUUCUCUUCUCAAGGAAGCGUAUCAGGAAACAACCAGCUACGGGUCGACCACAGUGCUGCUGGCAGCGCUCGACAAUAGCACAAGGAUCCAUGGGAAGUUGCAUCCCAUGAUCGCGGUCCUGUCGAUUGGCGAUUGUGAGCUGCUCAUGCUGAGACGGACAAAUGGUCGACAGUCUGAAUUAGAGGCAGUUUUCCACACAGAGAUGCAGCGCAUCGACUACAAUGUGCAAACGCCGCUUCAGCUAGCACGCGUCGAUGAGAGAAUUGACGAGGACCCCUUUCGCAUCCCUUUCCCCAGCAUUCUCGGUGAGGCAGACAACAUGCUGAAGGGCUUCGCUUUUAAGAUCCUGGCGCCAAAGGAUAUUACUGGCGUGCUGAACAUGAUUGGAGUGCAUCCAGCAGUCGCUGCGGACAACAUCGACAGGCCCUCCGCAGACAAUGCCAUGGCUUUCUUCAACGCUCUUGCAGAGUUUGCCUACGACAUGGAUUCCCAACAAGUGAAGGCGCAGAUGCCCGCGGUGACGGCUCCCGAAAUCUAUGAUGAGGCGAUGGAUUUUCUGACCAUUUUCAAGCUUUCGAGGCAGCUGGCCAUGAUCAAUUUGGUCGACGACUUCAACUUUAAGGACUUUUGGGAGCCAAUCCCAAAGCGGUUUCGAGCAUUGCUGAGCGGCAUGAUCAACUUCUGCCGCUACAAAGAGGCGAAGGUGGUAGUCAUAACUGGCAUGAAAGAGGACGUCCAAGCGCUGGACUCCAACAGACUGGAGAUGGUGGACAAGUUGAACCAGGUUGAUGCAGAGCUAGGUGCCGCCCAAGAACGUCACAACGCCGAACUGCAAGACAUGUGGAAUGCCGAGAAUGAGGCAGCAGAGGCCAAGGCCACAAACGACAAGCUCACAAGACAGCGCAGCUCUGCAGACCGUGUUGUGGAGGAUGCGGAGAAAAAGAGGGCAUCGGUCAAGGAGCGAGUGCGACAAGGGGAACAGCGCAUUGAGCAGCUGCGGGAACAGGUUAACGCUUUGCAGAGCCAGAUUGCCGAAAGCCCGGAGGGCCUGGAGAAGGAGAUCGAAGAGCUGAAAAGCGGCGUGUGCCAGCUCAAGGCAGUUCUCGAGGACAAAGCCAAUCAGCGCAGGGCACAUUCCCAGCGAGAUCAAGUCUUUUGCAGGCUGCUUCGGCACCUGGAAUGUUACAAGGACGAGCUCAACCGCGUUGGAAAUGUUGCAUCCAAUGCCGACACCGCCAAGCAGCGAGCAGCCACUGCACGAGAAGAGCUGGGACUCCUUCGGCAGUCUCUUGAGGCAGUCAAGCAGGAUGGAGCUGAACUCGAGCAGUCCUUGAAGAGCAUCGUGGUAGAUAACGAAAGAGCCAAGCAGGUGCAUGCUGAACGCAUGGAGCAGCUGGAGGUUCGCAGACAGGCAGCGCUGCAGCAGCACCAAGAGCUUCAAGCGAAGCGAACAGAGGAGCAACGGCAGCUCCAUCAAUUGCAGUCGCAACGUCUGGAACUGGAAGCUGAGGUGGCGGCUGUUCGACGUGCACAUGCCGCCGAGAUGGGAGAGCUGCGAGUGAUGUGGAAGGCUGUUCUGGACAAAGCAGAGUCCUACAAUCUUUCUCUGGAGGCUCUUUUUCAUGAGCACAGUCAUGGAGAUGAUCUGAUCUGA
This is a messenger RNA of Symbiodinium natans, 2025 nucleotides long. NCBI's taxonomy places the organism in Eukaryota, Dinophyceae, Suessiales, Symbiodiniaceae. The record is from the annotation of a GenBank genome assembly.